This is a messenger RNA of Corticium candelabrum, 3318 nucleotides long. RefSeq lists its product as uncharacterized. Gene Ontology annotation, biological process: nucleoside metabolic process. The record is from RefSeq and is a predicted model, not a curated record. Lineage: Eukaryota; Metazoa; Porifera; Homoscleromorpha; Homosclerophorida; Plakinidae. The transcript has 10 exons. Gene Ontology annotation, molecular function: catalytic activity; ADP binding; protein binding. The coding region runs from base 1 to 3318 and encodes 1105 amino acids.
AUGUCUGAUAUUCAAGAUCAUUUGAACGUGCUCCUCGUUUGCGCUUCGGAGUCGGAGCUGAAGGCUGCAAUAGCAGUUCUAGAGAACGGAACGAACGGCAAGUUUGAAAACAAAUACACACAUCUCACCGAUCUCGGCAGGCUCAACGUCAGAGUGUGUGAAGGAUGGAAUUCUACAGAAACGAAGGUGGGCGUGGUGGCACAAACCGAAAUGGGAGGGACCGAGAGUCAAGUGUUGCUUUCCAAUCUCGCCAAGUACUUCACGGCUACCGUAGUGGUGAUGACGGGGAUCUGCGCUGGAGAGGAGAACAGGCAUGGUCACGUGGAGCACGGUUGUGUGUUCAUCGCCAAACGAACGACAGCAGAGAUGGGAGGAAAAGUGGAAGAAGGCGGGGAUUUCCAGGCUAGAGCACAAUACUGUGAGCUCGACAAAGGUAUCCUUACGUCAGUCAAUGAAUUGGUUCACUUGGAUUCUGAAGUCUGGUUGAAGCACAUUCCACAGAACGCCAUUCGUCAGAGCCCUCGCUAUCUUCAACAACUCAUCCUAGACUUUGCGAUCAAAAGUGGGCAGGACGGCAUUAGCAAGAGGAAACUACUGGACAAGAUGGUGGACAAGAAAUUACCUGGAAUGGCUACGAUGAGUGAUAAUGAUAUUUGUCAAACUUACGAUGAAAUUCUGGGCACGAUGAUAAAAUCGUCAUCUGCUUGGGUUAGAGUAUCUCCAACAGCAAAAGAUAGGUACAUUGCUACUGAAGAAGGAAAUAGUUAUGCAUCCAAUGAAGCUAGUUUUCCGAGAGUAGAUAAGAUCAUAGCCAUUGUCGAUUCCAUGCUCUCGGUGCCACACAAGCAAAUGAACCUGAAGGCAGAGUUGAGUGCUUACAAAAAGCGUGUAGCCGACAGAAAGGUGAAGGCAGUAGAUAUGGAAGCUUACUCGUUUAUGAAACAAGCCAUUGAGAGCUUUAGGAGAAACGGUGUACCAGGCAAAGCAGUUGUCAUCAAAGGCAUCUCUAGCUAUGGCUCUAGUGCAAGCAGAGGUGACUAUUUUCAUGUGUAUGCUGCUAGUACGUCAGCUGCCUUUCUAAGGCACUUGAUGACCGUUAAACACCAUCUUUUUGUUGAGAAGAAAUCUCAAACGACUAAAAUUCAAUUUGGGCAAUCUCAACAAGAAAAUGAGGCAACGUCCAGUAGGGGUUUUGUAUUACGAGAAUCUCCACAACACAAAGCAAACCGACAGCGGACAGCACAUUUUCCCAUUGAACUGGAAAAAAGAAAUUUUCCUCAUAUUUGUGGUCGAGACGUAAUUAUCACUGACUUGUCGCAUUAUUUCUGGGAAGGAGCUUAUGGAAAGGAAGAGAUUGUCGACAUUAGUGAUUUUCGUUUGAUGUGCAUUUGCGCUCCAGGGGGAGCGGGAAAGUCAUGUGUAGCAGCCAACUAUGCAAGAAUUUACAGAAACUCGUAUGAAGAAGGAGUCUUCUUUAUCAGCUCAAGAACAAGCGCAUCCAUACGAUAUUCUCUUUACAAAUAUAUGGUUCUUUUAAGUUGUGAGAAAGAUGACGUUGCAAGUCAAUCAUUGCAAGAAAUGAAUGUGCGCUUUUUAGAUCUCGUCAGUCAACGUGGAGGCAAUGCUUUGUUGAUCUACGACAGCAGUGAUGAUUUAAACGUUAUCCAACAAUUUGUUCCGCCUUGCAACAUGAAAGUUCACGUUAUCAUUACGACGAGAUGCAGAGAUCACGAGCUGAUGCAAGAAGGUAAUGUGAUUCAACUGCCAGAGUUGAACGAAGACGCAGCCGUCGAGUGUUUCUGCCUUUGGGCUGGAAAAUGCAACGAUGACGGAAAGAUGUCAGAGAAAGAAUACAAUGAGAUCAAAGGUAUAGUGACCGAUCGACAAGUGAAGCUAUUGCCACUGGCCAUUCGACGUGUGGCAACAUUGACAAAGAAAACAGGAGUUACUUGUAAGAAGAUGAGAGAAGAACUGUCAUUGGGGACCGUGCAAUAUCCAGUCGAUGAUUUAAAGGACAAAUUACAUGGUUGUGGAUUGCAGCAUCUACAGCACAAGCUAACGAGUUCGGGUAUUGUACGAAUUGACCAACUUUUAGCUGCCGACGUCGCCUCACUGGCCAAAUCGUGCGACAUUUGUACGAGUGAUGAAGAGAAGCUGAAGACUAUGAAGGAAAGACUAAAUGUCGACAGGGAAGCACCGAUGCAAUGGGAUCUCGAUCUAGAGGAAGUAGCAAGAAGGUCCGAAGAUGCAGAGAAAAUUCUCAGAUUUACUUCUCUGAUGGGCACGAGCUCCAUUCCUACUGAGGUUAUUCGUGCAGCUGUUAUGGUUGACAGGGAGCCGAGAAUCGGAAGAGAUGAGUUUGAAUUGUCUCUGCAUUUGUUGUCCGACGACUUUUCUCUGCUCACGUUGCAUGACGAGGAACGCACGUGUGACAUUCACGCGCUCGUUCAGCAGUCUGUUGUAAGCCACAUGAAGAGAAGAGACAAAUUGCUACCUUGUCUCAUUUGUUUGACAAAGUGUAUGCAAGACAUGUUACCAAAUUCUGGUGACGCCAUGCAACGCAACCUCAACAACAGCAAGUUGAUUGCAUUAACUCCACACGUUUACAUCGUUUGUGAUCACAUUUUAAAAUUGAAAUGUGUACAGCAAGAAUGUCUACAGCUCUUAAAGUUUUCUUGUGCGUUGGCAAAUUGUUUUCACGACAUUCCAACAGCUAAGCAUUUAGCAGAAGAGACAUUGAAAAUUCGUCGCCAACUCGGCAUUCGCAGUAUUAACGAUGCAAUUGAAAUGAGCGACAGUCUGAUUUCUGUUGGUGAUUCAUACGAUCUAAUGAGUAGACCUGACAUGGGAAAGCCAUACUUUGAAGAAGCCGUACAAGUGUUGCAAGAAUUUGGCGACGACAGUUCUCUUCCUAAGUUCUAUGUUGUUGCUCUAAACCGGUUAGGAUGUUGCUACGUGAAAAUGAAAAACCUUGAAGAUGCAGAGCGGUUGAUGAGGAAAGGGAUUGAUUUGCAAAAAGAACGGGGAGCAGACGAUGCGAGCAUAUCAUUAGCCCUACAUAACCUCGGUGCGAUAUAUCGAGAAGGGGAGAAGUACCACAAGGCGAUAAAGUCAUACGAAGAGUCGCUCGAGUUGCAAAGGCGAUGCGAUGACGAGAAUCUAGUGCAAAUGUCUGCGACUCUCAUCAAUCUUGGUUGCUGCUACAGAGACAGCGGGAAUCUUGAGAAAGGUUUGAGUUUACUUGAGGAGGCAGUCACAAUCAGCCGAUUAUGCUACUCAUCUUCUCAUCCCUCCUUGGCACUUGGUAAGAAAUUGUGA